Messenger RNA from Debaryomyces fabryi, 3585 nucleotides. RefSeq names its product Vid21p (gene VID21). The record is from RefSeq and is a predicted model, not a curated record. Bases 1 to 3585 code for a protein of 1194 amino acids. The transcript has a single exon. Lineage: Eukaryota; Fungi; Ascomycota; Pichiomycetes; Serinales; Debaryomycetaceae.
AUGAUAAAGGAGGAAGCUGAUGGGAUUUUGAAGCAAAGGAAUAACAAGCUAGAAGAGUUGCUUCAUCUCGCAGCUGAUCCUUUGCUUACUGAUAUAUCUAGUCAUAAGUCUAGAGUGAGCGAAUUCUUGAAUGAUAAUGAUAUUACAAAGGAGAAAACAUUUGUAGUUUCAUCGUUGCCAGGGGUAUCGGGGAGCGGAAGUUUUGCGGAAGCUAUGCUGCAAUCUGUUUCCAGGAGCAUUUAUAAAGUCGAGGAGACUAAGGAACGCACGGAAGACACCAGUAGUGAACAAGGAUUGAAAAGAAGGGCUACGUCGGUUACAGACGAAAGAAAGCUUAAAGUUUCGAGACACAGUUCUUCACAAUUGAGUGAUUCACGGUCGGCCAGUAUUCCUAAAUCGACAUUGGAAAUCACGAAACCAGUAGCCGUCGCUCCAGCAGUUGAAUCGCAACAAGAAAAUAUCCAUAUUGAAACAAGGGAUUUCCUAGAUAGGGAUAUUAGUGAAUUAGAGAUCUUGUCAGUUCCCGAGCACUAUCCAACGAAACUUCCAAAUGUGUCAUCUUUGGCGGAACUAUAUUAUCUCACCCAGACUUUACCGUUGAUCAAAUUGUUGCCAGGAAGCCAUAAGACAUUAAUAACUGAAAAUUACGAGCUUGCUUUACUUGAGGGAAAGAUUGCAGUAUUAUAUUCAAGAAUUGAAGAAUUAAAGAGGCAGGGUAAAUGGUCAUUAAGACAGCCCAAGAGAUAUUAUGAUCCGUAUAUUUAUGCUAAGGGCAACAACGAAAAGAAAACUUUCCAUGGUGAUAGUCUUUUGGAAGAAGGAAAAUGGAUGGCAGCUGAUUUUAAAGAAGGCUUGAAAUACAAAAAGGCUUGUUGUGUCGCUAUGGCACAGGCUGUUAAUGAUUAUUGGACGUAUGGUAAAGUGAUGUGCAUUCGCAGGAAGAGAAUAUGGCAUAUAGGCGAGAAAAGGGAAGAGGAAGAAAUACAACUUGAAAAUAAUCCGAUUGAAGGUUCCGAUUCUAUGGCUGUUGAUGAUAUAAAGGCAGAUAAUGAAGGCGCUCCUUCGGAACUUGUAGAUAACGAGCUGCAGAAUACAACAGCAGUGGGCGAUGAUAAAGUAUCUCUUGAACCAAUGUUAGACAAUCAGCAGCCACAGCCUGAAGAAGAAGAAGAAGAUAUUAAUUCAAAAGAAGUAGCAGAUAUUAAGGUAGUAGAAGAUUCGUCUCUGGAUAAACUGGUAGAUGAAAUGAGCACCUCAGAAAAACCAGAAGAAGAAGUAGAACUUUCUUCCAUUGAUGUGAAGUUGCUUUUAUCUAGACCUAAACCAGAGGAUGAGAUUGUUCCACCUAGCCUACCAACAUUCACGGAGAAUGAUUUGAAGGAAAUGGGGCGCGAUUCAAAAGACUCUGCUCCGUUCAAGUUGCAUGCAAAUCUUAAUGAUUUAAAGAAAAUUGACCAAUCCAUUAUUAAGAAUUUGCCAAAAUUUACUGCUUUUGAUAAUGAAGACAGCAAUAUGCCUGCACCAGCAUUAAAACCUGUAGACUCACCAAUGAUAGCAGUUUCAAGACUCUUGCAUCCAUUUGAAGAAGAUGACGAGUGGUAUAAAAUAGUCCUUAAAGAGGGAGAUAGCCAUAAAUCGAAAUCCAGUGUUUCCAAUGGCCCUCCAGAAUACCAAAAGGGUCUUUUUGGAUUCCAAUCUCACCGUCGUUUCAAUUAUUUGAAGCCUCCAAAGCCUCCAUUAAUUAAAAAUAUUGAAUUUAGAUCUCCUACGAUUUGGUUACCACAAGAUGACAAAUAUUUAAUUCAUUAUGUUGCAGAAUUCUGCUUUAACUGGGAUUUAAUUUCUGAACACUUACUGCCAUCAGCUGCUACACUUAGAAAAUAUGAAUCAAACAUUGAAAGAAGAACUCCAUGGCAAUGCUUUGAGAGAUACAUUCAAUUAAACGAGAAGUUUCAAUUCUCUGAUAUGAAGGGUAUUUAUUCAUACCAGGCUCAACUGUGGUUAGAACAUGCACAUAGAGCUCAACUGACUACGAAAAGAAGAAUUUCACCAUUAGGUGUUGGUAACGAAUCUAUUCAAAGAGGGCAUAGAAGAUUACGUUGGGCCUCAUUAUUUGAUGCUAUGAGAAAAAGCAUGAAAAAGAGGGAAGAUGCUAUAGCUAAAUUGAAUCAUAGAAGAACACCUGUCGACUACAGCGCUAAUAGUACUAACAACACUAAUGGAAAUUCUCCUGAAGCAUCCAAUAAUGGCACUCCAGGACCAAAUAAUGGAAAGCGUCCAAUGGACCGUGUACCAACCCCAGCUGAGCUUUCAAAGUUAAAGUUUGAGAGAGAUAAAUCAAUCCAAGAAGCAUACUUGAACCAACAGGCUACCAGAUCUAGAAUGAUAGCUGCUGUUGCGCAACAACAAAAGCAACAACAGAACAUAAAUAACCAAGGAAGCGUGGGCCGUCCAGCAUCUCAAGGACCAGGACCGGGACCAGCCGCCAAUGUUCCACCACAACAACGAGGUCAAAUUGGUGUGCCAGGUGCUUCCCCAAAUAACCCAGCAGGAUCCCUUGGUAAUCAAGUUCUUUCGCUGCAACAACCGCCUCAGGUGGCACAAGGUGGUAUGACUAAGAGACCAACCACACCUAAUGGAACUGCAUACACAGCAGAACAAAUACAACAGCUAUUACAAAUUCAAAAACAAAGAAGGCUUAUGCAACAGCAAAAUCAACCUGGAAAGACAGGAAUUAACCCAAGUCAACCAAACAGUCCUGCAUUAAUUCAAAACAUGCCGCUCAGUUCUACUAAAACAACAGUAGGCGCAGGCAAUAUGCCUUUGUCUGGAAUGCCUAAUCAGGCCCAGCAAGUGCCGAUGCAGCAGCAAGGUCAAAAACAACAACUAGGGCCCGGUCAACGCCAACAAGUCCCUGUAUCACAACCAUCACAAGGACAAGGCUCGUCCACGGGAGUACCAGCAAAUAAAUCCCGGAUACAUUUUGCCCCUGCUCAAGUAUCAGCAAUCAUCAACUCCAUUCAAACUAAAAACCCAAAUUUGACUAAAGAACAGGUCACAAAAUUGGCGGCGACUUAUUUGGCAAACAUCCAACAGCAGCAGCAAAAUAGAGCAAACCAGCAACAACUGCAACCACAACUACAAAAUCUGGGAACAAUAGGCCAAGGCCCACCAACUCAUAGGCCCGGCCAAAUUCAAUCCCCCUCCAACCAGAAAAAGCCUCAGGUAGCUACGUUGACUCCACAGGAAAGAAAUCAAUUACAAAUGUUGAAGGCUGCAAAAACUGCCCAGCAACAACAGCUUCAACAUCAGCAACAGCAGCAACGUAGGUCAGGAUCACCGAUGGUACCAAACGCACCCCUUGACCCCAACAACAUGGCAAAAUUAGAAUAUGAGCAAAGAAAGAAUUUACUCAUUCAGAAGCAUCAACAACAACAAAGAUUAGGCAAUAAUGCAAAUAUACCGGGCCAGUCUACGCCAAACUUAGCUUCUAUGCCACCUUCCUCAGCUUCUUCACCGUCAUCUUCGACUAGUGGUCCUGCCUCAAAUUUACCAAACUCGAACAAAAACAUUCCUAAGAAGUAG